AAAAUCCGAUUUCAAUAGGGAAGAAUUAUGCUGUCUUUCCUUGAGAAAAGCAACAAACCAAAAUCUAAAGCCAAUUAAGUUUCGAAUUUUCCUUUUCUUUUCUUAAUGUCGGCAGGAAGCUAGAGAAACCCUAAUAGAAACAGGAUAAAAAAAGGCGGAAUUCAGUCAAGUCUGUGAUAUCUCUAUUUAUUCGCCAGUGCUAUUGCUCACAGCUCUACUUUGCCUUUGUUUAUUUUCAAAUACGCAAUUGCUACAAAAUCACGGAAAACGGCUACGAGAAGAGAAAAGUUUAUGAAAAAGAUUAAUGAGGGUAACAAAGUAACCCAAGCAGUGAGCUUCUCAAAGCGAAAGCCAACCUUGAAGAAGAAAGUAGAGGAGCUUGAGACCUUGUGUGCUGUCACGAUUUGCAUGGUCUGUUUCGGUCCUGAUGGCACCGUCGAAACAUACCCAGAGAAUGCAGCAGAGGUUAAGAGAGAAAUCGGGUUCUACAAAGGACUUCAUGCCAUGCAGAAACGUGAGUUCAACCUCCUGGGUUAUUUAGAGAAUGUCAAGGGAAAGCUCGGAUUGAAGAGACAGAAGGUGAGAAGGAAGAAGCUCGAAGCAUUGGCCGAGAGUUUUUCAAAUCAAAUCGAGGGGUUAAGUGGGGAUGCUUUCUUGCACUUCAUUGAAGCUGUAGAAAAGAAGUUGAUGGGUUUGAGGGGGAAAAUCAGCGAUCUGUUAAGCAUCCGCGGUGAUAAAGGAAAAGCAGAUGCUCAUGGCAGUGAUAAUUCUGAUCAUGCUUUGGUCCCUUGUGAUCGUGCUGUUCCGGAGCCAAUAGAUGCAAAUAACUGUAUCUUCAUGGUUGAAAACAAGUGUGCAAACCCCGUAGUUGAUGAAGAUUUAGCAGAGUGCUUCUGCGAUUCAGAGCUAUUGAAGUUAGCAGGAAUCGAGUGUCAGCCCAUUACUCCUGAGCAGUAACCUUGUCGGCCACCUGAGAAACCAGGUCUUAGUCAGUGGAAGCAGUUUCAGAUGAUAAAAAGCUCGAGGGAAACAAAGUUACCAAACCAAUGAGUGAGAUAAUUGUGGCCAUGUUUCUCUUUUUUUUCUUUUUAUGAAUGCCUUAAUUUUGUUUUUCAUCGAAGAUAACACCUGACUAAAAAUCCACGAUCGGAUAAACCACAAAGGCCGGCAUUUCAUAUUCAGCUCAGCUAUCAUAAAACAAUUGGGAAUCAUUUUAACACUCGCCACCAGUGAACUGGAUUUUGCACAAAGCUUCCAGUCUGCCUGGAAAAUCCAUCGAAUGCCACAGGCGGCCAAAUGCUUCUUUCUGAAAACCAAGUUUGGCAGACUUGAGUCAGGAUAUAUAGAAGGGGAAAACUAUAAGUUCUUUCAGAGAUGACAAACGGCGAACUUGCUUGCACCCUGCAAAUUUUUGAUUGGGUGUUCACAAGAGAGGAAAGCCAGCCCUGGG
Populus euphratica (Euphrates poplar) is the source of this 1450-nucleotide messenger RNA. Its product is annotated as agamous-like MADS-box protein AGL17. Lineage: Eukaryota; Viridiplantae; Streptophyta; Magnoliopsida; Malpighiales; Salicaceae. Bases 292 to 957 code for a protein of 221 amino acids. The transcript has 2 exons. The record is from RefSeq and is a predicted model, not a curated record. Gene Ontology annotation, molecular function: protein dimerization activity; DNA binding.